AUUUCUUUUUCAAUUCCGCCCAAUUUUUCUGAAGGAAAACAAAUUUCCAAUUCGUAUACAUACUUGUUUUUUGUGAUACCACUUUUAAUUCUGUUCAUUAUAUUCAGUAUUUAUUUUGUUAGAUUAAUUCUAAUCCGGUUACGAUUAUUAAAGGUAACAUAUGAUUUAGAUGCUUAAAGUAACAAAAUGUAUGGUACUACAUUUAAAAUUACAAUUGAAAUUAAAUAAGUUUUCUCUCACAACGAAAUGCUCAUAGUCAAUACAAAAUAUGAGUAUUCGAAUACUCAGUAUGUAAAUUCAACAUUCAUAAUUUCCAAUAUAUUCCAUAUUAGUUUUCUUUUUAACUCAAUAUUGAACAGAAAUGUAACAGCUAAUUUUCAAUAAUUAUCAUUUCGUCUGAAUUCCUUCCCAUUUUUUUUUACUACAUUUUCAAUAAAACUUCCGAAUAAACAAUUGUAUUUUAUGUCUCAUAUUGAUCGGUGACAAUGUAGUUGUUUAUUCUUAUAUUUUAUAAUAAGAUUUAUAUUCUCUUGUUUGUUCUACAUUUUUUUGGCUUUUUGAAAGAAACAAUAUGUUAUGCUCCCUUAGUGUCUAUUAUUUGCUUUAGUAAUUAUCUACAAACAAAUGAAUGAUGGUUAGAAUAUCUGAA
Schistosoma curassoni is the source of this 649-nucleotide messenger RNA. The record is from the annotation of a GenBank genome assembly. NCBI's taxonomy places the organism in Eukaryota, Metazoa, Platyhelminthes, Trematoda, Strigeidida, Schistosomatidae.